This is a messenger RNA of Laccaria bicolor S238N-H82, 684 nucleotides long. RefSeq lists its product as uncharacterized. Bases 1 to 684 code for a protein of 227 amino acids. The transcript has a single exon. Lineage: Eukaryota; Fungi; Basidiomycota; Agaricomycetes; Agaricales; Hydnangiaceae. The record is from RefSeq and is a predicted model, not a curated record.
AUGGUUCCGGCAGGGGCACUGCUCACUUUGGGUGCACUUGCCACGAUGCUCUUCCAGAUUGCGGCCAUGCUGGGCGUUGCCCUCCCUGCGGUUAACGCAGUACGCGCGGUCGCUUUUCUGUUGAGAGACGUCGAACUGGAGGUAGUGGCGGAAGACAUUAGGGAUAUCGCCAACGCUCAGCUCAACGAGUUGACCAACGACUUGAAGACGUUCACGGAGGUGCUCACAGAGAAGGUUAUGGAGGAGCUGGAGAAGAAGACGGAGGUGUUGAAAGAAAAGACAGUGGAAUUAGCAGCGGUGGUCGAAAAAGUGGCACAACAGGCAGGGAACACAGCCAGCUCCCCAUACAGGGACGCGUUGACAAGGACGGCCUCUGGAGCCCCAAUGGAUGCUAACCCUCGUCUAGCUGUGAAGGAGAACAUCAGGCAACGACAAUCUCUAAUCGACCUACCCAAGGGAUCAAGCCUCAGCAACUGCGCCAAUCUGACUCUGGUGGGCAAGUUCGCAGAGGCAAUGGGAAGGGCGACAGGACAACGGCACAAAAUUAGGUCGGCUUUGAAGCUACAAAACGGCGGCAUAUUGGUAGAAAUGGUCACAGACGACGGUGAUAUGCUUUGCACGGGGAUGAACGUGAAAGUGCGAAACACGCAAACAAGGAUCAAGCGCGUCGGGGGAAAACCCUAA